Messenger RNA from Saccoglossus kowalevskii, 702 nucleotides. RefSeq names its product mucin-19-like. Lineage: Eukaryota; Metazoa; Hemichordata; Enteropneusta; Harrimaniidae. The record is from RefSeq and is a predicted model, not a curated record.
AUGUAUGUAGGUGGAAUUUAUGCAAGCCACAUUCAGAUCUUGCAGGACUUACCAAUCAGAACUCAUGUUACUGGUCUCUUACCAAUCAGAACUCAUGUUACAGGUCUCUUACCAAUCAGAACUCAUGUUACUGGUCUCUUACCAAUCAGAACUCAUGCUACAGGUCUCUUACCAAUCAGAACUCAUGUUACAGGUCACUUACCAAUCAGAACUCAUGUUACAGGUAUCUUACCAAUCAGAACUCAUGUUACAGGUCUCUUACCAAUCAAAACUCAUGUUACAGGUCUCUUACCAAUCAAAACUCAUGUUAUAGGUCUCUUACUAAUCAGAACUCAUAUUAAAGGUCUCUUACCAAUCAGAACUCAUAUUAAAGGUCUCUUACCAAUCAGAACUUUUGUUACAGGUCACUUACCGAUCAGAACUCAUGUUACAGGUCACUUACCGAUCAGAACUCAUGUUACAGGUCUCUUACCAAUCAGAACUCAUAUUAAAGGUCUCUUACCAAUCAGAACUUUUGUUACAGGUCACUUACCGAUCAGAACUCAUGUUACAUGUCUCUUACCAAUCAGAACUCAUGUUACAGGUCUCGUACCAAUCAGAACUCAUAUAAGAACUCUCUUACCAAUCAGAACUCGUAUUAAAGGUCUCUUACCAAUCAUAACUUUCUUACAGGUCACUUACCGAUCAGAACUCAUGUUAUAG